GCAUACGCUUGCCCAAAAGCUCGACGAAGUUUAGUUCUGAGAGCUCUGCACUGCAAUGGUGGAAGCUGUCUACUCUGCAUCCCUCUUAUAGCUUAGAGCAUUACUUCAAUCGAUGUAAUGGCGCUUCCACUAAAAUCGACUCUCUUCUUACUCUUUCUAAUACUUGUAUCCAACAUCUUUGCUCCUAUAAUCUCCUUUGGAUCGUCCAUAGACCAAGAACGAGAAGAGUUCUAUGAAGAAUUGUUGUUAAGGCCGUUGCCUGAUCGGAAAGUGUUGGCGCAUUUCCACUUCCAAAGCACUGCUCCUCCUUCUAAUUCCAAUGGCCGCCACCAUCAUCUAUUCCCCAAAGCCAUUUCUCAGCUGGUACAAAAAUUUCAGAUUAAGGAAAUGGAAUUAUCUUUCACACAAGGUCGUUGGAACUAUGAAAAAUGGGGUGGAUUUGACCCAAUCUCGAGCAACAAUGCUAAGCCUCCUGGAGUUGAGUUGUGGGCUGUCUUUGAUGUCCCUCAAGACCAAGUUGAUGCUUCUUGGAGGAACUUAACGCACACUCUUUCAGGUCUUUUCUGUGCUUCAAUUAACUUCCUUGAGUCCUCUACAAUGUAUUCAGCUCCUCAGUGGAGCUUCCGGCCAGCUACAGGCAAUAUAAGGUAUGGUAUGCUACCCCGUGAAGCAGUUUGCACUGAGAACCUAACGCCAUGGUUGAAGCUCCUCCCUUGUCGAGACAAAGCUGGGAUUUCUGCAUUAAUGGACAGACCAUCAAUUUAUAGGAGUUUUUAUCAUUCUCAGCGGUUGCAUUUGAUCUCUAAUAAAUCUGGUCCAGAGGGGAUGAACCCAGGCAUAGUUCUUGAACAAGUACUUACUGUUGUUCUUCAGCCUAACAGUCAGAGAACUGGUAUGACUUUUUCUGGUGAAAAGAACGUUCAACCAAGCUGGUCUUUGAGUUCCAUAUUUGGAAGGAAAGUUAGUGGGAAAUGUGUUCUUGCCAAGUCUAGUAAUGUAUACCUUCAGCUGGAGAGAGCUCUAGUUGCCAAACUAAAGAAAAACAAGAAUAAAGGGGCUGACAAUAUAGCUUCUGAAGGGUUUUGGAGUGAAACUGGUUUUGAAUUGUCAGUUAGACCAGACAGGGUGUUUGAAGAAGAGAAUAACAGCCAUAGAAAGGACUCUUCUGUCCUUUUUGAGUUCUCUGUUGAUAAAUACAGUGACUCUCAGCCUUUUGAUCUAGGCCUUACAUGGAAAUUUCCUGUAAUAUGGUCAUGCAAACCAGCACCAUUACACGCUAGUAGGUUCUUGAUGGGAAGUGGGAAUGAAAGGGGUGCAAUUGCUAUCCUGUUGAAAUCUGCAGACUUACACGAUGCCUCCUUGGGCACUUGUAGCAGUAGCGAUGGAUAUAAAUUCCGAGUUGAUGUUUUUCAAGUUGUACCUUGGUAUGUUAAGGUAUACUAUCAUACUCUUCAGUUGUAUGUGAAUGGCCAACCAAAGGCAGUUGGAGAUGUUAUCGAGAAGAUUCAUGUUUCACCUUCCAAAGACAAGAUAUCACCAGGAGUCAUGGAGAUGGUUUUGCAAUUUCCUUGUGAUGUGAAAUCAGCUGUCUUAACAUUAGAGUUUGAUAAGGGUUUCCUACAUAUCGACGAAUAUCCUCCAGAUGCUAAUCAAGGAUUUGAUAUUCCAUCAGCUGCAAUAAGCUUUCCCAACUUUUAUACCAGCUUGUUUUUUCCUGGCAAUGGUUCUGUGGACAAGUCACCUGUGUUGAUGAAAUUUCAGGAAAAAAAUCCUGUUCUCUCUUACACAGAAGUAUUACUCGUGCCUUUAACAACGCCUGAUUUUAGCAUGCCAUACAAUGUCAUCACAAUCACAUGCACUGUAUUUGCGUUGUAUUUUGGUUCAUUACUAAAUGUUCUUCGAAGGCGUGUGAAUGAGGAAGAAAGGCUUCUCAAAAGCAAAGCUGGCAAAACCACUCGGCUUUCUAGACUGCUUUCAAAGUUAUCCGCAAAGCUAAGAAGAAAACCACAGGAAACUCCUGAGACACCCUCAAAUUCAUCAUCCUUUAUUAGUUCUAAAUUACUGUUGAAGAUCUUUUUAGUGGCUGUGUUAGCUGUUGCUUGGCAAUACUAUUUUGAAUGAAACCUUUAAUUACUGAAAUUAAGAGCUUCAGUUUGCAGCACAAGAGAGCAGAAAGUAUACUCUAGUUAGGGAUCCGUAAAAAGAUUGUUCCUAUUUCUACCACCAAGUCGAGUGAAAUUUCAUUUGCAGCCAA
Molecule: messenger RNA, 2254 nt
Organism: Manihot esculenta (cassava)
Lineage: Eukaryota; Viridiplantae; Streptophyta; Magnoliopsida; Malpighiales; Euphorbiaceae
Product: GPI transamidase component PIG-T
Exons: 5
Coding region: 118-2121 (667 amino acids)
Biological process (GO): attachment of GPI anchor to protein
Cellular component (GO): GPI-anchor transamidase complex
Source: RefSeq, a predicted model, not a curated record